Molecule: messenger RNA, 669 nt
Organism: Condylura cristata (star-nosed mole)
Lineage: Eukaryota; Metazoa; Chordata; Mammalia; Eulipotyphla; Talpidae
Gene: LIM2
Product: lens intrinsic membrane protein 2, 19kDa
Exons: 5
Coding region: 1-669 (222 amino acids)
Cellular component (GO): plasma membrane
Molecular function (GO): structural constituent of eye lens
Source: RefSeq, a predicted model, not a curated record
AUGCGGAGGGGCCCCCGCAGGGCUCCCCGGAAGGAUUUCUGGACCCCAGAGUCAUUACAGCCUUCUCAGAGAUACCCCAAGAAACAACCACCUCCCUCCCUCUUCCCCCGAAACCUCACGAAGGGACCAUGCGGUCACCCCGUGGCCAUGCAGGGCCUCGGGGGCGGCGGCCUGCUCUGUGCCUGCGCGGGAGCCGUGCUCCUGGUGGGGGCCACGGCCACAGACCACUGGAUGCAGUACCGGCUGGCGCGGUCCUUCGCCCACCAGGGGCUGUGGCGCUACUGCCUGGGCAGCAGGUGCUUCCUGCAGACAGAGAGCAUCGCCUACUGGAACGCCACCCGAGCCUUCAUGAUCCUGUCCUCGCUGUGCGCCGCCUCAGGCGUCGUCAUGGGCGUCCUGGCCUGGGCUCAGCAACCUACCUUCACCCGCCUCUCCCGGCCCUUCGCCGCGGGCAUCCUGUGUUUUGCCUCCACCUUCUUCGUCCUGCUGGCCUUGGCCAUCUACACGGGGGUCACGGCCGGCUUCCUCGGCCGCCGCUUCGGGGACUGGCGCUUCUCCUGGUCCUACAUCCUGGGCUGGGUGGCCCUGCUCAUGACCUUCUUCGCAGGCGUCUUCUACAUGUGUGCCUGCCACGCGCUCCAGUGCCGGCGCCUGUCCGCUCCCCGCUGA